AUGACGGGCGAUUCUUCAAGCAACGCACCAUCUCCUGACGGCUCGCCGCAGCCCCUACCUGCGCAGUCGGUUUCAGGUCUAGUUCUUCACCUUGAGCAUGAGCUCGAGCGUCUGAAGCGGGAUAAUGCAGAAGUCGAGCAACUGCGUAAAGCGCAGCAGCACUCCGAACGACUGCAGACAGAGAUCGAAGAGGUCAAGGCCAAGUAUGCGCUCCUCGAGAUCAAGGACCACGACCUGGAGAACGCCAUCAUCAAAUUGAGGGAAGACGCGUCGUCGCUGCAGGCGGAGAACCGCGCAUUGCAAGCAUCCAAUACUCAACUGAGGAGCAACAUUACACAGCUCGACGCGGAGAUUGCUCACCUGAAGCACCUCCGUCGUGAGAAUGAAGAACUACGUAAACGUCAUCGGGAGCGCAACGCUCAGAAAGAGUCGCAGCUCCAGCACACCAUCAACCUACGACUCGAUCUGAUGAACGCGACGGCCGCAGUCGACACCAUAUUGGAACACCUCAGUGAGACUCCAGGCGGUAGCGGCCCUACUUCUCCUCGAGCUGCGGCCGACUGUAAGGCCGACUCCAAGGACGAACCCUCCCCCAUCAUUCCCCGCCGUCCUGCCAGUCCCAUCUCGCCACUGGAGUCACCCUCCUCCACAUUCUCCUCAACGACGACCAAAGCCCGACUCUGCAGCCUCAGCCGCUCACCUCCCCGCGGUCCUGCCGCUUUACCAGCUCGCCCCGAUCUCAAAAUCCGCAUCACGGCGCCCUUGCAGGAUCGCAUCACACCUGCACCGACCCCCGAUCACAGGACGUCGUAUAGAAGAGGCGACAAACGCCACCGCGACAGUUGGUCUCCUCGGCGUAGUGGUUACGACAGUGCCAGUGAUGGCGAAUACGGCUAUUCACGCUCCCAUUCGUCACGCUACGCUCCCCGUCGCCGUUCGGAGGCUGAUCACUGGCCGACGGGGUCUGUGGGCGUGCAUGUCUUGAGGGUCGCUGCCCGCGAGUCUUUUCGCCCAUUUCGCAGCAUGGUAUACUCUUACCUAUCUGCUCGUCACUCCCAGGGAGGAGGCGCUUCAUACCUGGGCCCGAUGCGGGGACCCCGUAUAUUUGCCACCCAGGUGACUGACCCAAAGCAGCACGUCGUGUUUAUCCUUCCUGUCAACACUCCAUCUACCGACAUGACUCUCAAGCGACCAGGCUCUCCUGUCGAGCCUAAAUCACCAAAACAUCCCAGAGAAGACUUUGGCCUGGGCCUCGACGAGGACAUUCUUCGCGUCGUACAGGAGCACACUCGACGGUGGAACGCCGAAGCAGACGAACGGAUCCGUGAAGCAACGCAAGCGUACGUGAAGGAAAUCAGCGAUCUCCGGUCCAAGAACGAACAGCUUCAAUGCAAUAUCCAGGCCGUCAGUGAGGGGAAGGAAGCCUUGAUCGCCGACUCACACAACCUGAACAAUCAAGUCAAAUCCCUAGACACUCGUAACGGUGCGUUGCAAGAGGAGAACACCAAGCUUUCGGAGAGAAACGAGUCACUGCUGAAGGAGAUCGUCGGGCUCCGGAACAAGGUGCGCGAGCUUGAGCAUGACUGGAAGCAGGCAACGGACGACUUGGAGGGCGCAGCGGCGGCGGAAGCAAAGUUCGCAGAUCUCCAUGCGCAGAUGGGCGCCGCACUGAGGGUGAUGAGCAGCAAGAGAUCGAACAUACGAGUCUCUUCCUCUCCUCCCGACAACCUCGAACGUCAUCCCAGCCCCUUAGAUCCGACGAACUCCCAUACGCUAGCGAAGCUCAAGACCUCGCCGCCACCAGCACCAUCCCAGGCUGUCACCCGCUCCAGUCUGCCUCAGCGUCCCUUACUCUCCAACUCGGGCGACAUGUCGGACCCCUCAUACCAGCGUGUCUCGAUCAAGGGCAGCCCCAUCGCUCACUCACGGCAUCGCUCUCCGCCCCCCUCUCGUCGCGAAAACUUGGAGCCCGGAGAAAUCGAACGUCGUCGUUCGUGGUUCGCCAGGAGAUAA
Messenger RNA from Trichosporon asahii var. asahii CBS 2479, 2013 nucleotides. RefSeq lists its product as uncharacterized. The coding region runs from base 1 to 2013 and encodes 670 amino acids. The record is from RefSeq and is a predicted model, not a curated record. Lineage: Eukaryota; Fungi; Basidiomycota; Tremellomycetes; Trichosporonales; Trichosporonaceae. The transcript is spliced from 5 exons.